Messenger RNA from Quercus robur (English oak), 1290 nucleotides. RefSeq names its product zinc finger BED domain-containing protein RICESLEEPER 2-like. The transcript has a single exon. Gene Ontology annotation, molecular function: DNA binding. The record is from RefSeq and is a predicted model, not a curated record. Bases 1 to 1290 code for a protein of 429 amino acids. NCBI's taxonomy places the organism in Eukaryota, Viridiplantae, Streptophyta, Magnoliopsida, Fagales, Fagaceae.
AUGUGUCUUACUGCUCAUUGGAUUGAUAAUGAUUGGAACUUGCAUAAAAGAAUCUUAAAUUUUUGUAUUGUUCCUAAUCACAAGGGUGUCACAAUUGGCAAGCAUAUUGAGAAGUGCUUGCAAGAGUGGGGGAUAGAUAGGAUAUUUACAAUCACACUUGAUAAUGCAAGUUCAAAUGAUAUUGCCAUACAAUAUCUGAAAAGAAAAACUAAGGAUUGGAAGACCACCAUUUUGGAUAAUGAGUUUUUGCAUAUGAGGUGUUGUGCACAUAUUGUUAAUCUUAUUGUGUGUGAGGGCUUAAAAGAUCAAAAUAAAUCAGUUGUUAAGAUUAGAAAUGCAGUGAGAUAUGUUAGGUCUUCUCCAUCUAGGCUUCAAACUUUUAAGAAUUGUGUAGAGCGUGAAAAAAUUCCUAGUAAAAGUCUAGUAUGCCUAGAUCUUCCAACUAGGUGGAAUUCGACCUAUAUGAUGUUGGAGGCAGCUGUAAAGUUCCAAAAUGCUUUUGAGCGGCUACAAGAGGAAGACUCACAAUUUGACUCAUAUUUCAAUGAUGAUGAUAAUGAUGAGAAUGAGGUUGGGGUUGAGGAUGAUAAUGGGAGAGGAAAAGGGAGGGGCAGAAAGAAUAUUGGGCCUCCUAAUGUGCUUGAUUGGGGAAAGGCUAGAAUCUUUGUGCAAUUUCUAAAACUUUUUUAUAAGGUGACUUUGCGAUUUUCAGGCUCUUUAUAUGUCACAUCUAAUGCAUUUUUCCAUGAACUUGUGUUAGUGCAAUCUAAAUUGUUGACUUUAAGUAGAAGUGAGGAUAAUAUGUUAAAGAAUAUGGCUACUAGCAUGAGAAAGAAAUAUGACAAAUAUUGGAAGAAUAUUAAAAAUAUCAAUUUUUUGUUGUAUGUUGCUGUUGUGCUAGACCCUCGUUAUAAAUUGAGAUAUAUCAUGUUUUCCUUUAAACAAGUUUAUGAGAAAUCCAAGGCAGAAGAACUAACAGCAAUGGUGGAGGCAAAAUUAAAAAAAUUAUAUGAGCACUAUCUUCAAAAGGAUACUAGUGCUAAUAUUGCAAAACCUAGUGUAAGUCAAUCUUUUGAAGAGAUGGAUGUUGAUGAUGAGGAGGAAGAUGAUAGCAAGUCAUUUGCCUUUCAAUAUAAGAAACACUUGGAGGAGGCAGAAAGUUUGGAGAAUAAAUCUGAAGUGGAUAGGUUUUUGACAGAAAAUUGUGAGGGUCUAGGCAAUGCUGAAUUUGAUAUUUUGGCAUGGUGGAAGCUUAAUAGCUACAAGUCUUGGCUGUUCCAGUCUCCAUAG